This is a messenger RNA of Harpegnathos saltator (Jerdon's jumping ant), 1686 nucleotides long. Its product is annotated as mitochondrial 2-oxoglutarate/malate carrier protein. NCBI's taxonomy places the organism in Eukaryota, Metazoa, Arthropoda, Insecta, Hymenoptera, Formicidae. The coding region runs from base 614 to 1429 and encodes 271 amino acids. The transcript is spliced from 7 exons. The record is from RefSeq and is a predicted model, not a curated record.
UCCCAGAUGUGGUUUUAGACUGCUCCCCAAGAGCGAAGAAGAAUUCAACUUUCGAUGAAUAACCACGAAAAGGUGGCGCUCUGUUAUUUUUUUCCGCAAAUUCGUAUCAGCUGAUGACACAUGAUAUGACCGACGGUCGAGGGAGCGCAGUCGAUGUAUUCCGACAUUCCGACUUCCUCUCUCUUCAUGGACAGUGUAUAGCCAACAACACGCUUUGGACGUGAAUAACUUUAGUUUCUUGCUUUUACAAUAUUUUUCUGUGAUUUUUGUUAGUUACUUCACGCCAAAGCGAGCAACAAGUACAAUUAAUAUAGUUAAUACAUCAAUAUUCAACAAGUUACCAUUUAAUCCAAUUGUAUCAAAAUGAGCAGCCAAAAGACAGUACCGAACGGCAUCAAGUUCCUCAUUGGUGGCACUUCAGGGUUUUACAAGAGUUGCCUCUCACGGAUUACUUAGCUGAAGAUUAUUUAUAUAGCUGAUAUUAUUACUAAUAACAAAAGAAAAGAAAUUGGAUGUGACUUUUUCAGAGUGAUGCAAUAUGUAUAUAUAUGUAUACAUAGAUACAUCUUAAUAGCACACUAUAAAUAGCCUCAUCUCUACCCUGGACAACUGCAUGGCAGCAACAUGUUUUGUACAGCCAUUGGAUUUGAUAAAAAAUCGUAUGCAGUUAAGUGGCACAAAAACCUCAACAAUAAGUGUAACAUCAUCCAUUUUAAAGAAUGAAGGUAUUUUAGCACUAUAUUCAGGUUUGUCUGCUGGUUUAAUGCGACAGGCCACAUAUACUACUACUAGACUUGGUAUAUAUACUUGGCUUAUAGAACUUACUUCGAAAGAUGCUCAACCAAGUUUUAUUGUAAAAGCUCUACUUGGCAUGACAGCUGGUUGUGUUGGAGCAUUUGUAGGUACACCUGCCGAAGUAGCUUUAAUUAGAAUGACUGCAGAUGGAAGACUGCCUAUUGCUGAUAGACGCAAUUAUAAAAAUGUGUUCGAUGCAUUAUUCCGUAUAAUUAGAGAAGAAGGUCUAUUUACCUUAUGGCGUGGUGCCAUUCCUACUAUGGGACGUGCCAUGGUUGUAAACGCAGCACAGCUGGCUUCAUAUUCACAAGCAAAACAAGCAUUAUUAGAUACAGGAUACUUUGAGGAAAACAUUGUAUUGCAUUUUGCAAGCUCUAUGAUUUCUGGUUUAGUUACCACGGCUGCAUCUAUGCCUGUUGAUAUAGCAAAAACAAGAAUACAAAACAUGAAAACGAUAAAUGGCAAACCAGAAUUUACUGGAGCUUUCGAUGUUCUCACUAAAGUGAUAAGAAAUGAAGGAUUAUUUGCAUUGUGGAAAGGAUUCUUCCCGUAUUAUGCACGCCUGGGACCUCAUACUGUUCUGACAUUUAUUUUCCUGGAACAGAUGACUUCCGCUUAUAAAACAUACCUGUAGCGUAGUUACAGCGUGCUUACAAAAAGUUAUUAACGAAAACUAUAGAUUCCAAUGAUAUCUUAAAUUUCGUUAUUACUAUGAUAUUUGUUGCCUAAAGUCUCACGUUUAUGUGAUAUAUAUUAUCAAAGAAACAUUAUUUUUAUAAGAAAUCAAGUUUUGUAAAGUAUGUGACUCUUUUGUAAAUUCUUCAUCAUGAUAAAAAGAGUAAAUGAUUAAAAGUAAUGUUUAUUGUUAACGAUCACGCACACAAUUGCAAU